GGGUCUGCUCGCUGCCCCCGCUAGCCCUCGGCUCUUGCCGCUCGCCGCUGGAGUGCCCGCUGGCGCGCGGGGUUCAAGAGCGCCCAUCGGGAGCGCGCCAGCCUGCCUUGCCCCGGAGCCCGAGCGCACACUCGAGGUCCCACCUGAGGUGCCCUUGACUAUCCCUGUCCCCCAUCCCACCCCGGAUCCCGGCAAUGCUAACCGCCGUCUGCGGCUCUCUGGGCAGCCAGCACACGGACGCGCCUGCUGCCUCCCCGCCGCGCCUCGACCUGCAGCCUCUCCAAACAUACCAGGGCCACACGAGCCCGGAGGCCGGGGACUACCCCUCCCCGCUGCAGCCUGGAGAGCUGCAGAGCCUCCCGCUGGGCCCCGAGGUGGACUUCUCACAGGGCUAUGAGCUGCCGGGGGCCUCCUCUCGGGUAACCUGCGAGGACCUGGAAAACGACAGCCCCUUGGUCCCGGGACCCUUUUCCAAGCUCCUGCAGCCGGACAUGUCACACCAUUACGAAUCGUGGUUCCGGCCGACACACCCAGGCACCGAGGAUGGCUCGUGGUGGGACCUUCAUCCGGGUACCAGCUGGAUGGACCUCCCCCACGCUCAGAGCGCGCUGACCUCACCUGGCCACCCCGGGGCGCUUCAGGCUGGCUUGGGGGGCUACGUCGGAGACCACCAGCUCUGCGCCCCGCCGCCCCACCCACACCCGCACCACCUCCUCCCAGCCGCCGGAGGGCAGCACCUCCUGGGGCCUCCCGACGGGGCGAAGGCGUUGGAAGCGGCCGCCCCGGAGUCCCAGGGCCUGGAUACCAGUCUGGACGGGGCGGCCCGGCCCAAAGGCUCCCGGCGGUCGGUGCCCCGCAGCUCAGGCCAGACCGUUUGCCGCUGUCCCAACUGCCUGGAGGCGGAGCGAUUGGGGGCUCCAUGCGGGCCCGAUGGGGGCAAGAAGAAGCAUUUGCACAACUGCCACAUCCCAGGCUGUGGGAAAGCUUACGCCAAGACGUCACACCUGAAGGCGCACCUGCGCUGGCAUAGCGGCGACCGUCCCUUCGUGUGCAACUGGCUCUUCUGCGGCAAGCGCUUCACGCGCUCUGACGAGCUGCAGCGCCAUCUCCAGACCCACACCGGCACCAAGAAGUUCCCCUGCGCCGUCUGCAGCCGGGUCUUCAUGCGCAGCGACCACCUGGCCAAACACAUGAAAACCCACGAGGGCACCAAAGAGGAGGCAGCCGGGGCAGCGGCGGCAGAGGGCAAGGCUGGCGGAGUGGAGCCCCCCGGGGGCAAAGGCAAGCGUGAGGCUGAGGGCAGCGCGGCUCCCUCCAACUGAGCUCCUCCGUCCUGCCUCCCCGCUGGUCUUCCCUGGGGCCAUCAGAAGAGAGCCCUCGGGCCUGAUGCCCUGUUGGGGGGGCGGCUUGAGUAAGAGGAGAAAGGGGUUAUUUAUUGAGAGGCAGGAAAAGUGGUGUGGGGGUCAGGGAACCGGGGCGCUAGGGGUUUCGCAGUCUCUGGAGCUGGACAGGACAGGCGCGUUUGACUGUUUUGACUGGGCAGGGAGGAGCCGCGCAUGCCGGUCAGUUCUCCCCUUCCUCUCUGUUUCACUCACGCCCCUGGGCUGGGGGCUGGGGAGGGAUACCCCUGUGGCGGCUGGAGGGCGGAGGGCACAGGUUGGAGGAGACGGCGUGUCCCGGGAGCAGAGGGGAGUGGGGCCGCCCCGGGCGCUGGGGGUAGCUGUCUGGACACGUCCUUAGCGCCUGGGAACCGGGACAUAAAAGGGCCUCCAGAGCCGCCCUGCGCCCCGGGUCCCUUUCAUCCCCCUUAGAUUGCUUUUACCCCAGGGUUUCCGGAGGGAGAGCUGAGAUGGGGUAUCAGAGGCUGGGGGUCCCCCUAAGGGAGGAGAUUCUAUCUGGCUAGGAGGGUUGUCGCCACAGAAGUAAACGCCUUUGAUGUGCCUCCUUAUUAAGCCUUCCAGACCCAGUCUGAUGGAGCCAUGAAGGAAGAGGGGAAGAGGGCCAGAAUCCCGCGACAGCUUCCAGCAAGACCAGUGGGGUGGAGGAGAGAGCUAGAUGUGGGGGUUGAGCAAGGAAGUCUCUUCUGAAAAAACAGGAGAAAGGAAUUUGGUCAGGAAGUGGAACUAAGCCUUUCCCUUUCUAACUCUGAUUCAGACCUUAAGUUUUGGUCUUUAUAAAAAUAAAAUUCAGUAGCCCACUCUGGUCUGUCACCCCGGGUAGGGCUUCAAGGCAGCCAGGAGCCCAUGCUCCAGAACUGAUGUAGUUCCUCACCCUAGGUCCCUCGGCAUUUGCCUUCCCCUUAGGGAUAGAAGGAAGAGGGUUAUCUUGGCUGCGUGGGGUUAGGUGGGAAUGUCCACCUCCAACUGUUUGGCUCUGAGUGGAGAAGUCUGUCCCUACCUGGCCAUCUUCUCUUCUCUGCUUCUUAGGGGAGAAGCUAAGCCCCACUAUUUCUUUCGCUCGACCCUCCCCUUUCCCGAUGCCUACCAGCCUUGCUCCUCCUGUAGAGUGUGUUAGGAGGCUCCCCUUCCAAAUGAAGAGGUUCUCUCGUUGGAAGGGGACUGCCUUCUGAGGUGAUGUCCAGGAAACAUCCCUGUUCCCUUCUUUAGAUGCUAGAAAUACAUCCUGAUGGUGGUCCUGGA
Messenger RNA from Dama dama (fallow deer), 2639 nucleotides. RefSeq names its product Sp6 transcription factor (gene SP6). Gene Ontology annotation, molecular function: DNA-binding transcription factor activity, RNA polymerase II-specific; RNA polymerase II cis-regulatory region sequence-specific DNA binding. The record is from RefSeq and is a predicted model, not a curated record. Lineage: Eukaryota; Metazoa; Chordata; Mammalia; Artiodactyla; Cervidae. Bases 195 to 1322 code for a protein of 375 amino acids. Gene Ontology annotation, biological process: regulation of transcription by RNA polymerase II. The transcript is spliced from 2 exons.